AUGGCGGUGCCCUGGGAGGAGCAUUUCCGACCGGCCCUGCAAGAGAAACUGCGUGCGAAGUUCCCGGAGCAAAGUGUGGACCGCUUCCCGCCAGUGCUGCAUCUCCUGGAGAAGAGACAGGAGCUGGCAGACAUGGACCGGGGCCUGCAGGCUCAGAAGGAGGUGUUCCAGAAGGCAAGGCUGGCGCUGAAACAGCGCUGGGAAGAGUUGGAACAGAAGGAGCAGGAGCUUAAGGGGUCCUUUGUCCGCUUUGACAAAUUCCUGCAGGACACGGAGGCCCGGCGCGGCCGAGCCCUGCGGAGGGCGGCCGAGGAGCGGUUCCAGGCGGACCGCCGGGAGGCGGAGGCGCUGCGGCUUCGCGCGCAGCUAGAGCAGCUGCAGCGGGAGCGCGCGCGCCUGCAGCGCCGGCUGGAGCGCCUGGAGCCCUGCGCGCGCCUGCUGGGGAGAGCGCUGGAGCAGUUGCCGGAGUUUCAGGAGGUCCCCGAGCUGGUGGCGCGCUUCGACCGCCUGGCGGAUAUGCGGGCGGCGCUGAGGCUCACGGAGCGCCAGCUGCUGGCUGCCCUGGAGGAGGCGCGCGCCCAGCUGCAGCGGCUGCGGGACACCCGGCAAGGGGAGCUGCUGGGGCAGGGCCAGCGGCGGGUGCAGCUGCUGGAGCGCCUGGAGGCUGCGAGGGAGCGCGCCCUGCGCUGGGAAUCCAAGUGGAUUCAGAUCCAGAACACAGCGGCUGAGAAGACCCUCCUCCUGGGACGCACUAGAAUGGCAGCGCUCAACUUGUUCCAGCUUGUGUGCCGGCACAAGGCGCACCCACCUGCCCUGGACAUCGAGGACACGGAGGGGCAGCUGGAGCAGGUGAAGCUGUUCAUUCUGGACCUAUCCGCCAUGGUGUCUGGUUUCAGUCAGGCCGAGCCCACACCUGCCUGCCAGCCCUGA
Molecule: messenger RNA, 930 nt
Organism: Hyaena hyaena (striped hyena)
Lineage: Eukaryota; Metazoa; Chordata; Mammalia; Carnivora; Hyaenidae
Gene: CFAP73
Product: cilia and flagella associated protein 73
Exons: 7
Coding region: 1-930 (309 amino acids)
Biological process (GO): spermatid development
Source: RefSeq, a predicted model, not a curated record